This is a messenger RNA of Amyelois transitella, 3655 nucleotides long. It is a transcript of the gene Adcy2, whose product is annotated as adenylate cyclase type 2. Gene Ontology annotation, molecular function: adenylate cyclase activity. The record is from RefSeq and is a predicted model, not a curated record. Gene Ontology annotation, cellular component: plasma membrane. Gene Ontology annotation, biological process: adenylate cyclase-activating G protein-coupled receptor signaling pathway; cAMP biosynthetic process; adenylate cyclase-inhibiting G protein-coupled receptor signaling pathway. The transcript is spliced from 25 exons. Bases 180 to 3632 code for a protein of 1150 amino acids. NCBI's taxonomy places the organism in Eukaryota, Metazoa, Arthropoda, Insecta, Lepidoptera, Pyralidae.
CGUGGGGGGCGGUCGCUCGCUCGUCCGCCUCAAAGUUCGCGUGUCGCGUGGUCACGUAAAGUUAUUUUUAUUGUAAUUCCGAUUUGUUUUUAUGUCGUAUUCGAAUGUCACGUUUAUUUUGAGUUCUAUGUAUGUUUUGGUAUGAGUUAUGUGUGAUAUUUUGUGAAUAAAUAGCAAUAAUGAGGAUGACGGACACUGAAGACGAAAACAUAGAAGAGGAGGAAGGCACAGAGUUGGAACUGGAGGCAUUAUACCGUCGGUACUGCGUGCGGCUGAAGCAUGCGUUGUUCGUGUCUGCUCUGUGCGUCACGCUGCUCUGUAGCACGGUGCUGCUCUGUGCUGUGUGUAUACUACAUUCACAUGAACUAUCCCAUCAAGUGCUAUCAAUAGCGUCACUAUCGGUCAUCACUAUAGUGCUAUCCAUCGUGCUAGCGCUGGCGUUACUGCCGGCCGCAGCGGAGUGGGAAGCGCUAGCGCUAGCGGGCUCUGUGCUGGUGACAGUGAGCAUUGGAGCUGGGACAUUGAUGGCAACGCACCAUGCACCGUUGCCGCUCUUUGCGCUUAUAUUGAUGGUGCACACGAUGAUGCCCAUAGCCCGCACGAUUGCCCUGGGCAUGUCCGCUGCCCUGACGCUGGCAUACGCCGGCCUCGCCCUGGGUCUGAGGCCUGAUAAAGAAGAGGGGCAGUUUUAUCAGCAGCUAGUCUGCGAAAUCCUGCUCCUCCUGUCUUCCAACGGCAUUGGGUUAUACUACAGGGUUUUGACGGAGAGGGCACACAGAAACACAUUCGCGGGCACAAGAACAUGCUUGGAACAACGUGUGAAACUGGAGUGUGAGAAGGAACAGCAGGAGAGACUGCUGCUGUCCGUGAUACCUGCUUAUAUCGCUGCUGAGGUCAAACGUUCAAUCAUGCUCAAAAUGGCGGACGCGUGCGCGGACAGCUCAAAGCAGACAAGGUUCCACGAGAUGCACGUACAAAGACAUAACAAUGUUAGCAUACUAUACGCUGACAUAGUGAACUUCACUCCGCUGUCGGAGAGGCUCAGCGCUUCGGAUUUAGUGAAGACCUUGAACGAACUGUUCGGAAGAUUUGAUCAGAUCGCUCAGGAAAACCAGUGCAUGCGCAUCAAGAUCCUGGGAGACUGUUACUACUGCGUUUCGGGACUGCCCGUCUCGAGACCCAACCACGCUUACAACUGUGUGAACAUGGGUUUACAAAUGAUCGAUGCUAUAAGGUUCGUCCGUGAAGCGACAGGUUUCAACGUGGACAUGAGAAUAGGCAUUCACACCGGCAACGUGCUGUGCGGAGUCCUAGGGCUCCGCAAGUGGCAGUUCGACGUUUGGAGCGAUGACGUCACGCUGGCCAACCACAUGGAGUCCGGAGGAAUUGCUGGGCGAGUUCACAUCACAAAAGCGACUAUGCAUCAGCUCGGUGGAAGAUUUGAAGUGGAGCCAGGAGACGGCGCCUCCAGGGAAGGGUAUCUGGCUGACCACAAGGUUGAAACCUUCCUCAUCAUACCGCCCAAGAAACCAACAGGAUUCUGUGAGAACGGCCGCCUCUCCGUCACCACAGUGGACAGGAAGGCCAGCAUCGUGUCCUCGCUGUACCAGGAAGUGUCCCCCACCAGGACUAGGGAUAACAUCAGUCCAGCACCGUCGCAGCAUAGUUUCGUUGAACUGGAACCACCUAGGGUGCUGAGAACUGAGUCUAUAAGGACCACUGGAGAUCUAAGCAGACGGGCGUCGGUGAAGGUGGAAACGAAGAGUGUGGCCUUCGACAGCACCACCGCCACCAGCCCCGGGGAAGGUCUGGGUAACGGCAGCGUGGUCAAGCCCAAAAGCCGAAGCGGCAGCAUUAUUGGAGCCAUCAGCCCUAUCAUGGGAACAGCAACGCCGGGCGUACCCUCAAGGUCCCGACCUUCCAGCAAGAUGACAAAGUACGUGGAAUGCUGGGGCGCUGACAAACCGUUCGCCAACAUUACCGAUUCGACGCUGGCCAAGAAUAUUGGCAUUUCUAGUUUAGCAAUGAUAGAACAAAAUUUACUCCCACAAAGGACCACAUGUUGCGAUUGCAGCAAUAACUCGGAAGGCAUGAACCGUCUCACGCUCUGGUUCAAGAGGAGCAGUCAGGAGCGACAAUACCGGAACCAGCCGGACGCGCAGUUCAAAUAUAACGUCGCGUGCGCAGCUCUACUGUUCUGUUUGCUGGCGUUCAUACAACUGUUUACUGUACAAACAGGCAUAGUCCUAUACGCGUCUUUCGGCCCGACUUUACUCUCUCUGCUAGUGUUCGUCUACCUGAGCUGGUAUGACGGCCGUACGCUUCGUCGCGGCAUGAGGCCGCUGUCCCACGUGCCAGUGGACGAUAUUUAUGCGGACAACUGUACCAAACCUGGCCAGGUAGUGGCCAGUAAUCGUUUUAUACGACUGUCCAUCUUUUUAGUAACAGUAUCGCUUAUUGGCGCUUGUGCUGUUAUCAACUUGUUUCAGAGAUCAAUAAUUCCAUCUAGAGAAUAUUAUAUCGACAUGGGGAACGGAACUGAUAUGAACAACACAGACGACACUAACAUCAGACCAAUAUUGUAUUCGGAAUUGGAUGCGGCGCCUAGUUACAUCUACAGUUCAGUGUUGACAUUAGCAUCAAUAUCGGUGUUCCUCCACGUUGGCUUCGUGUUCAAAUUGGCUCUGAUGAUUUUGACUCUAAUCACACACAUAUCGUUGUUCGCGUCCACUGACUUCUUUGAGCUUUAUCAGAUACAGGAAUUGGAAUCCAAGUUCUCAAUGCUGCCGUACGCGGUUAAAGCCGGAGUGGCGCUGGUGUUCGUGGGCGCUUUGCUGCACAUCUUGGACAGGCAGAUAGAGUUCACGUCCAGGACUGACUUCCUGUGGAAGGACAAGUUGAAGUCCGAGCAAGAGGAGGUGGAGACCAUGAGGGGAAUCAAUAAGAUUCUGCUCGAGAACAUUUUGCCAGCUCACGUGGCUCAGCAUUUCUUAACAUCAGUAGCGUCUGAGGAAGAUCUGUACCACGAGCGAUACUCGACUAUAGCAGUGAUGUUUGCAUCCAUACCGAACUACAAAGAGUUUUACGACGAGACUGAUGUCAACAAGCAAGGAUUGGAAUGUUUGAGGCUGCUCAAUGAGAUCAUUUGCGAUUUCGACAAGCUACUACUGAAACCGAAAUUCAGUUGUAUUGAAAAAAUUAAGACAAUUGGCAGUACCUACAUGAUUGCAUCGGGUCUGAGGCCAGGCAAAGAAGAUAAAACUGAUGCGAACAGGAAGGAAGAGCAUACAGUCGCCAUUUUGGUGGAGUUUGCUGUAGCCUUGAUGACGAUACUGGAUCAGAUCAAUAGGGAGUCGUUCCAGAGGUUCAAACUGAGGAUAGGUCUAAACCACGGCCCGGUGAUAGCCGGAGUGGUGGGCGCCCAGAAGCCCCAGUACGACAUCUGGGGGAACACGGUCAAUGUGGCGUCGAGAAUGGACUCCACCGGCAUCAUGGGGAAGAUACAGGUCACGGAAGAUACCGCCAAAGUAUUAAUGAAUGCCGGCUACACGUGUGAGUGCAGAGGUCCCACCUACGUGAAGGGGAAGGGCACAUUAACCACAUAUUUUGUUAAAACGCCUAAUAUUGGGUGAGAUCCCUAAAUAUUAAAAAUAUA